Acanthaster planci (crown-of-thorns starfish) is the source of this 3824-nucleotide messenger RNA. RefSeq names its product E3 ubiquitin-protein ligase HECTD3-like. Lineage: Eukaryota; Metazoa; Echinodermata; Asteroidea; Valvatida; Acanthasteridae. Gene Ontology annotation, molecular function: ubiquitin-protein transferase activity. The record is from RefSeq and is a predicted model, not a curated record.
UUCAUCACAAAAUGGGCAACGACGGAACUGUGAGGCCUCUUGAAACGAAGGCAAUUUUAGCUCGGAUACGAUGCCUCCAAGAAUGCAUCGAAAGUAUCAGGAACUCCACGCCACUUCCAAAGUCCCUGUGCUACGUUCCAGGCGAAGUUCAGUUCAAGAUCCACCCAAGUUUUGUCGCCAGAGCGGCGCGAGCAAGUAGCGGGGCCCGUGGCGGGCGAUCACCGCCCAAGUCACCGCGGGUGAAGUUGACUGUGUACGCCAAGCCUAGCAAAGACUGUCCAGCCGACCAACAACGACAUGUCUACUGCAGUAAAUCAGCCAAAAUUGUUGGAAGUGGGGAAGAAAUGUGCAACAAUUUUGGCAGCUGGAUAAGACUGAGUUUACAAAGCUGCUCAGAUAAAUUUAAUGUAUUUGAUGGCAAGGCAGGUUGGCUUUUACGUUAUGACAGUAAAUCCAGUCAAGAUGAUCCCCCUCUUCUGAUUCCAAUCACUGAAGAAGAAGCAAGUGAACAGAGACAAAUGGUCUUUGGGAAACAACAGAAGGUCAUCACAAAUUGGCUUGAUGUUGUAGAGGAGACACUCAUGCUGAAGAUUGGAGCAAUGCGCAAAAUUUCCCCACCAGACGAGGUCGCUGUUGGAGCUCUACAGUCUGUGCCCCCAAACUGGAGUCUGGAGUGUGACGAGGAGCUAGCCAAGUUCUUGUUUGAGCAGACUGUGCAUGUUGACGAAAUGUUGGGAAAUGCAAAGCAGUAUGUUGAUUCUGUGGAGGUGUCUUCUGCAGCGGAUGAGGAUGAAGAUGCAAGAUGCUUGACAGAUGGAGAUGAAGAAACUUACUGGACUAGCGAUGGUACAACAGGACAACAUUGGAUCCGACUCUACAUGAAGAGAGGAACAAUCAUCUCGAAGUUUUAUAUCACUGUGGAUAAAGAAGAUGAUAACUACAUGCCUGGCCAUAUCAUUGUAAUGGGAGGACCUCUAGAAAAUCUCAAGAAAUUGAAUGAUGUCAACAUUGACUUUGAUUAUAGCGGGGACGUUUGCAUCUUGGAGCAAAUGAGUCAACAUUAUCCUCUCAUUGAAAUUCGGAUUAAGUCUUGUCAAGAUGAAGGAAUUGAUUGUAGGAUUCAUGGCAUUAAGAUCAAAUCCACCAUGGAGUGUCACCUAGGAUUGAACAAAGAUGUCUUCACAGAUAAUGAGCUUGUCAGGUACCCUCGACUUGAAAAUGUUGACAAGGACUGUCUGUAUCGUCGGGCAUUGGCUCUUCAACGUUUCAUGACUCUCUUAGAUGGAGUAAUACAUUUCAUUGUCCCAGCCUGGGAGCAUACAGUGGGUUCGUUUUCAUCUUUGGAGGUGGUUCGUCAACUCUUGCCUCUUUCCAAGAAGAGGAACGCUCUCAUCAUGCAUUUCUUGAAGUCAUCUGAGAGUAGUCCUCCUCAGUCAAUUCCAAAGCUGUGUAUCAAUCGUAGGAGUGCAUCUGAUCAUAGAAGUGACCCUUCUAAAGAUCCAACCUGCAAGAAUGCCAUCUUCACACAGAUAUACGAAGGCUUGAAACCUAAGGAUCGUGGUGAGAAAGUGCUGGACUACAGAUGGUCUGACAACUACAGUCAGUGGUGGGAGUGCAAGUUUCUGUCAGAAGGAAUUAUUGAUCAAGGUGGUGGAUUUCGGGAUAGUUUGGCAGAUAUCGCCGAGGAGCUCUGCCCAGUCGGUGGUGAACAACCCGUUCCAUUGCCAUUCUUCAUUAGAACUCUCAACCAGCGUCUUGACAACUCUAACGUUUACCGUGACAUGUAUGUACCCAACCCUUCAUGUAAGCUGUUUGCCAAAUAUGAGUGGAUUGGAAUGCUGAUGGGGGCGUGUCUACGUAGCAAGGAACAUCUUGUUUUAGCUUUGCCAUCGUUCAUUUGGAAGCUUCUUGCUGGUGAGAGGGUGACUUGGAACAAAGAUUUCAAAACAGUUGAUGAAGCUGCUGUCAAGCUUUUGGAGUCCUUCCAGCGGAUGGACAAGGAGACCUACGAAAUCAACUUUGCCAGUGAGCUGACUUUCACCACUGUACUGAGUGACCAAUCAGAGGUAGAGCUGGUUAGCAAGGGGUCAGAGGUCAAGGUGACCUACAAGGACAGGUUGGAGUACUGCCAAUUGGUGCAAGCUGCUAGGAUGGACGAAUGCAAAGAACAGGUUGAGGCCAUGCGUCAAGGUUUGCUGCGUGUAGUUCCACAGGCUGUCCUAGACCUCUUGACCUGGCAGGAAUUGGAGAAAAAGAUCUGUGGUGACCCUGAGAUCAGUGUAGCAGCUCUACGAAAGACGACGUUCUUUGAGGAUCUUGGACAGUCUGACUCCAGGGUCAAGUAUUUAUGGGACGCACUGACUAACUUCACCAAUGAAGACAGAAGUCGAUUCUUGCGGUUUGUGACAGGAAGACGUCGCCUUCCUACACCACUCUACAUUUGUCCCGGCAGAGGUGAGAACACAGAUUCCUUGCCAGAAUCGUCCACCUGUUCCAACACGCUCUUCCUGCCCAAUUACUCAAGUGCCAAGGUGGCAGAGGAGAAACUGAGAUAUGCUGCCUACAACUGUGUGGCCAUCGACACGGACAUGAGCCCCUGGGAUGAAUAAACCUCCUCAUUCUUGACACAUUGUUGGCGUUUCUGUGUCUCACAGAUGUCAGUUUAAUAUUUGGGUUUGCUCUUUGUAUUUAACAUUGACAGAACGAGAUUGUUUGGUUAUAGUUGUUAUAUUGCAGUGAUAAGGUGUAAUGGGGGAAAUUUCACAUAUUUGACGUUUGAGCACAGUAUGACAUUAGACAUUAAACAUAAAAAAUACAAGACUAGGCUAAAUGAUUUCUCUAUCUGCUCCCAGCGGAAACAAGGGGGCAUGUUUCUACAUGGAAAAGACAGUCCUUUAGUGGGAACUCGUUUGUGUUUAGGUUUAUGAGCGUUUGGUACAGGGUGCGUUGAGUACACACAACUGAUGAUGUUUGAAUGUGUAGCCUUUGAUUGUGCGCUGGCCACAUGCAUGAGCUCAGGUGGAAAACUUCCCACCAGCCUGUCCCUCCUUUGCCUGUGAGGGCGCACUUCAACUCGGGGUGGAUAUGAUCGUCUCAGCCAAGCUGGCAGUAAAUAAGGCAAACAUGUUGUAUAUUCUUCCACUUGGCCAGCGUGGUACAGCAUAUGGUCCAGUCUGAAGGUGCAGUUUUUCUCAAUAACUUGGUGUAUAAGUUUCAAGGUAAUUACAACUGAUUUUAAAAGUCUUCAGAAACUGAUUAAGAAGCAGAUCUGUUGAAGCGCACAAACACUGCAAAUGAUAUUUGACAGCUACUUGCAGGACAAUGUGCAUAUUUAGUAUUACAUGAACAGUGGUAAAGACAGAUGUUACCACCUGUAAUGUUGCAAUGCACCUGUUGCAAAACCUGGGCCAAGUGCCCAGAGAUGGUAUGUGCAUUAACAUUUGUUAAGGAAAUAAAAUGCAUGCGAAGUCAAAUGGUAAUCAGGCAAAGUACCAUAAGAAGUACAUGACUUGAGAAUCUAUCUCUUCUCCUUCUUGCUUAACUCAAGAAUUUACCCCAGCAGUGUUUUUUUCUUAGCAGCUCCAUGAGUGUGGGCCUAUUAGAUUCAAGCAAAGAAAAAUGACUCUGAAGGAAUUCACACUCGCUCUUAAUUGCAUGAUGAUUUUAUACGAAGCAAUAUUUAGAGGCAGAAAACAUUUUCAUGUUAAAAAAUCAAACUAAACGUUGCUGAUUAAGGAAAGCAGUUGCGCAUGUACGUGUGUAUCGCUACUGUAUUUCAAAGGAAUAUUAGAAAUAAAUUGUACAAAACAGUAACAAAAAGUGAA